UACGAAGGAAGUGUGUGUUGGUGUAUGUAUUUUUGUGGUGGUGCUAGUGUUAUCCGAUGUUAUUUGCCAUUUUUUGACGUGUCAUGCGUAGUUAGAUAAGUUACUAUACAAAAUAUAUUUUAACUGGCUCUAAAUUUCGCGUGAUUAAUGGCUGUUAGAAAUUCGUCAUAAAAUUAUCACAAGAGGAAGUCGGCGACUGUCGACUGGCGAAUCAUUUAACAUGUGCAAGUGUACCGAAGUUGAACUGAAUGGUGACAUAACUAAGCUGUUUCUAGAAAGAAAAUGGAUUUUCAAGUUAACUUUGUGUCCAUUUCGAAAAGGGGUGAAAUAAAAUGUUCACAGUAAUGAACAAUGUAUACAACAUACGCAAUGUUGGAUAUGUGUUGUAUUGUAAGGGAGUGACAAUGUCAUAUGUCUCACCACCAGAAUCUAGAAGCAGAGUCGAGAAUAUUAAGAAGAGAUUUGAAGUUAUUAAUAACGAUUUAUCUCUGUCUGCCAGAGUUCCUGUCAACCGAAGUUCACUGGGAAAUAAAACACAGCCCAGUAAUGGAACUAAAAGUAGUGCUUCAGGAAGAAGGAAAAUUUUGCAUACAGCAAUUUCUAACCCCAUUGACAUUCCAAGGAAGUUCCCAAACCCAUCACCCACCAUAAAAACUCCUACAGGUGGUCCAAUGAGAGCAGAGAGGCAGCUGAGCAAUCCAUAUGGAAGGGGUCAUAUUCGCCGUAGCCCAGCAUUUCGUUGUGACAAAAUUGUGAAAGGUCGAAAUGUGGUUGGACAGACAAGUGGUGCCCCUGAAAAAACUAGAUCAGUUGUAGGUAACAGGGUUAAAUUAUUUGAGGAUGGGCAAAGUGUGAAGUCAGUAGUAAGGAAAUUGAAUGUAUCUCCUUAUGCCUCAUCUGAUAUGGCAGCUGUUGCCAACAAAUCCCACAGAUUACAAUUACGAAAGCAGUUGCCAUGUGAGGAAACUGAUGCAGCUAAGAAACUAAUGUCCAUAAUAAACUCAGGGAACACUGUGUCUACCACUUAUGCAACAGAAUCUCGUGUGAAUAAUCCAAGUAUAUCUAAAAAUUUUGGUGGUAAAGCCAUCUUAAGCAAUGAGAUUGAUCUUGAAAACUCUGAAACAGUGCCUCAGCACAGUACAAAAUUAGCUAAACCAGGUGCUGAAUAUGCUUCUGUUUCAAAAGUUAAAGCUGAAGUGUUGGCACCAUUUUUACAUAAAUUCGAUAGUCGUGGGGUAAAACUUCCACUUCAGAACCAACAGUCAGGUUCUGAUUGCACGGUGGAAAACUCUACCACUGUGAGAAACAUGGGACACAAAGAAGUGGGGUCACAUGCCAAGUUAACAAGUGUUCCAAGUGGAAAUAAAGUGAAUAAUAUUAAAGGUACUAGUUGUGCUAGAAGUGAACAGGAUCAGGUACCACCUGAAACAUUGCAGGAAGAAGCAAGUACUAAUUACUCCAUCCUAACAGAUACUUUAAAAGCUGCCUUGAAGGCACCUUUACCUGCAGGCCCUCCACCAAAGAAACCACCCAGAACAUUUGCUCACAAUACACCACAUCCAGAUAAUGUAGGCCAGCACAGUCUCUCCAUGCCAAGUGCCACUACAAGUGCCAUUGAGGCAGUGUCAAAUAAAGACUUGCCUCAGCAAGAAAAUUUUUUUAAAAUUGCAUCAGAGGAGAUGAAUGUUCAGAAGGCUGUGAAACCAGUACGCUCAAGAACAGAAUCAGAGAUAAUGCUGAAAAAGUUGGAGUCUGUGUUAGUGAACCAUCAGCAAGGCACUGGGGGAGUUGUUCUGAGGCCAAAAAGCCCUUUGAUGAAGAGACAUGUUGAGGACAAGGCUACCGUGACAUACAGUGAACCACAUUCAGAUUCUGGAAAAUCAGUAGGGAGAAUGGGUCCUCUACCAAGUUUGCCCUUGAAGAGUGAACCACUUAGCUCACAAGAAACCUAUACUGAUGGUGAUAGUGCAAGAUCUGGUGGGUGCCUAAACUUAACUUGUGUUUCUGUCAGUUCAAACAAUCCACUGCGUUCCCAAAUCCACUUAUAUGAGAAAGUACUUGAGAAACAGUCAGAGUUUUUCGUGGAGUCACCUAAAAACCAUUCGCCAUCAAAGAGUAUACCUAAACCAUAUGGAGCAUUGCUACAUAGUAAAUCACGCAGUGAGGAACAUAUAUAUGCAGAACCAUUUGAUUACCUUAAAAAAAUUCACAACUGCACACAUGGACUACAAGAUCGCAAGAGUCCAUGGAAUGUUUUGAAGGGUGGAGAAAGUGUUGGAGAUUUGUCUAAAAUUGGAACACAUGCUAAGGAAUUUCAAAAUCAGACAUCAACUUCACUUUCUUCAAAAAGCGUUACAUCCAGAUCAGCCACUCUUCAUUAUUUGUGCACACCAUUACGUAGCAGCGGAACAGCGGGAAUUGCUGAAAAUGGUAUAAAGACUGGAAAUAAUGAAUCUAAGAAGACUGAACCCAUAAUUCCAACAAUUCCAGAAAGACAAGUCAGUAAUGCACCUCAGAGCUUAGGCACUGAAACUGGCACCAGUGAACAGAAGAAACCUCCUUUGUUACGAUUGGCUGCAUUGGUGAGGGGUGGACAAACCACUGGUUUCAUAAAUGUGGUUCCAAGUAAAGUGGAGAGGAUGAAGAUUCAGCUGCUCAUGAAUCAGGCAUUUGGAUCUCCAUUGCAAGGUAUGCCAAUAAGUCCAUUGGAUUUAGUUGGCUCCGAUUCAGAUUCUCAGGCUUCAACACCUGAUGAUGGAACACUUGCUAGGGUAAUCCAGAAAGUGGAAGCAGAAUCAGCGGGAACACAUUCACCCGACGGUGCGAAAGUGGGAAUGACUGCUGCCAGAUGCGUGGAAUCAAAUACACAAGGCGAGGACAACAUCUCCACCAGCUCGGCUGAGCAACAAGAGCAGUUGACACGACAGGCAGAGGAGCGUAAGGUGUAUGUGCGACGUGUAUCAAGCAGAGUGUAUCACCGUGUACGCAGCACUGCUACAACCCCAAGUGCAUUCCCCCAUCUGUUCCAGUGCAUCCUCCUUGUUGGUCUGAAUCUGGAUCCAUCAGACAAGAAGACUAAAGUGCCUUACAUCAAAAGCAAAUAUCCUCUUGAUGCUGAUGUUCCUCCUCAUAUUGAGCAUUUCUGCUUCCCUGAUGCAAGAGACUGGCCACCGCCACCGCCACCGCCGCCACCUGCCACACCAUCACAGCCAGGAUGUGGAGGGAAUGAUGAACAGAGCUACUCCCUUGUGAUCACCAGUGAGACAGGAGUUCGGAGGUUUGGCUAUUGCCGACGUGUGCAGCCUGAAGGUUCGAGUCUCUGCUUGCCUCUGGCGUACUGCAUUAUCAGUCCAUUCAGAGCCAGUGGCUUCUACUACAAGAUUCUUGCGGAGCUGGAGUCUCGCCAUGGUCAACCAGAAUGGCUGCAAACUGCAUUCAUCAAGGAGCUGUACAACUGUCAGUUUCCUGGUCCUGGACAGGGUCUCAAACUCAGCACUUCCAAUACAACGCACAAUAUUGCAGGACCUGUCUGCAGUAUGGUUACAACAUUCGUGCGAAGGCCUCUGGAUUCAAGGCUCGAGGAACAUGACCUCACUCAGCUGUUCUCAGCUCUGCCAGUGUCUGCAUUGCUGCAGCUCUUUGGGUCACUUCUGCUUGAAAGGAGGGUUAUUCUCAUCAGCAACUCGCUUAGCCGGCUGUCAUCCUGUGUAGAAGCCCUGCAGUCAAUAUUGUACCCAUUCUCAUGGCAGCACACAUUGAUUCCAGUUCUACCAACUUCUCUUUUGGAUAUCUGCUCUUCACCAACUCCAUAUAUUGUUGGCAUUCUCAGAGGUAGAGAUGCAAGCAUGAUGCCUGGACCAGUUGAUGAGAGCAUAAUGGUAGAUCUGGACGAGUCACGAGUUGUGCAGGGUGUUGGAGAUGAAGCAAGUAUCCUGCCAUCUAGGCUGCGUCGUUGCUUGAAGGUUGCGCUUCAGCUUGUCACCAGCACCACACAGCCAUGGGAUGCAUCACGAAAUGUCCUUGUAUCUGAAGCGUUUGUUCGAAUGUUUGUGGAAGUGUGUGGACAUUAUCGUAAUCAUGUUGUUACCCAGCAGGAUAGUAUGAAAGUGUUUGAGAGGGAAUCCUUCAUUAAAGCUGUUACAUCUGAAAGCAUCCGAUUGUUCCUGGAGUGGUUUACUGAGACAGCCAUGUUCUCUGCCUUCAUUGAAUCUCGUCUGGAAAGUGAGUCUGAUACUCGAGGGAUGUUUGAUCAACGCUGCCUGGAGCACUCUGAGGAAAUGGAGAACAACACGAGGUUGUUCCUGAGAAACUACAAGGCUUUGAACAAGAAAGUUAAAACAUUUGGGGACCGUUUGAAGGACUGGACGCCCUUCUCGUAGGCGUUACAGAAGCAUAAUGAUGCCAGUAACAUUCGACCUAGAUACCAUCACAGUUGUGAAGCUAAGUGCCAUUGCUCUUAUUCAUGCAGCAUUAUCAAGCUGUGACCCUUAUUUACCGAAGCUAGUCCAGUGACAGUCAUGAUACUUCUGUUUAACAAAUUUGAAAUUAUUGUUUUAAAUGUGAAAGUAACAUUUUACUGUUGUUGCAAAUAUGGUUAUUAUGAACAUCCAGAACUAUUCAAAUGAUUUAUAAUUUUCAUCCAGUCAGCUUUGAUUAUGGAAUUUACGGAAUUAUUUUUCUGUUGAUUCUAGUAUCCAUAGGUAUAUAAAUCUUGUUAUGGUUUGUUCCCUGAAGAUGUGGGGAACUUCUGGCAGCAUACCAGACAUAUCUGUCACCAUGAUUUUAAGCAGAGAACUUCUCAGUCUUCCUGUUUCCUCCAAUAUUCAGUCUUUCCUCACAUUCAUAUUUGUAAUUUGAUCGUGUCUUGCCAUCUCAUUCUGGCCUUUCCAUGGGUUUUAUAUUUAUGCUUCUUCCUAACAUCAUCUCUGGAAUCCUGUUGUCUUCCAUUCGCAUUUUUCAAUACCAUUGUCCUGCUUUAUGUAAGAUCUUGUUCUUUCCUCAGUUUUACCUUUUUAUGAAUUGUUAUUUUAUAUUCUGAAUGUAUUUUACUUCCAAGGUCUUUAUCCUUUAUCAGAUGACUGAUGUCAGUGCCAGGAACACUUGCCCCACCACAAAAGUAUUAUAUUUUCUUAUGUUCAUGAAGAACUUAGCCAGCUGUUGCAUGUGACACAUAAAGGCAGCAAUAUCGCGGUACUCUGGAAGAGAACAUUUUGCAUUUUAAAACAGCCUAAGGUACAAUAAGUAAAAUUAGGAUUAAAUCCCAUCAAAUUCAGCAGUGAUUUUAAAUAAUAAAAUGAAGCAUUUGAAUGUUUCAGCCAGUGAUGGCCACUUUCAAAAGGUGACCAACACUUCACAUGUAUGACCUGCAUGUGUUGUGUUGUAAGGAUUAAAACAGUAAUUAAAGUAUGUUUUUUAAAAGUAAUAGGAUUUUCGAUUGUGUAGAAUAUUGCUGUGAAGCCCAGUGAUGGUCGUAUUCCUUAACAGCAGGUCAUCUGUGUUGUGCUGGUCCAUAAGAUCCAAGUUUAAUUGACUGAGGUCAAUUGUAGUGCACAUCGUUUCUUUAAACAUAAUAAAGGAGAGUUAAACUGGGAUGUCAGAGUUCACUGAGAGAUAUUAUAUUGGAGUGUCAUGCUUUUUACUAUGUUGGUGUGAUGUUUGCAUUCUGUCUGCACAUUGGAGUAUAUAAACCAAGUUAUGUACCGCAGCCAUCCCACCAGCUUCGGCUGACCUACCUCUACUUUUGGUACAAAUACUGGUCUCAUAAUUCUUUUAGUUAUCCAGUUUCGCUGUUUCCAGACUUCUGUGUGCCAUUGCAUAACUACUCUUCAGUCUAGUUUCUGUCUCACCUAGUUGUUAUAAGUGUAGUAUUAAUUCACUGGCUCUCUCUGUAGUAAUACUGGCAUAUAGUGCAGUUUCUGAGAGUAGGAUUGGUCAGUUUCCACAGAGGAAUAUCUGCCGCUAAGAAGGCUUCGCACAGGUGAAAGGAGAACUGUGAAGAACUAUUAUUAGAAAGUUCACUAAGCAAUUUUGGAACAGGAACACUUUUCAAGGAUUUAAUUUUAAUAUUUGUGUAUAUUAGUGUUCAAAUCCUUAAGCACUUGAAAUGAAGAAGUGUAGCGAACCUGAUGUAGACUUCAGAAAUGAAUGAAGUCCCUGGUCAGCUGAAUAGUAUUAUGUUACUAGCAGCUACAUGUGAAUAGGUUUCUGACCAAUCCCUUCGCAGCCAUUUUGAUGGUAUGCUGAUGAGGCAAGUUACAAGUAGUUACGGGUAGUCCCGUGUUGAGGAGUCCCUUCCUGGGUAUUGCAUCAGAAACAUGAAUGUUUUAUCCUGCACCUGGGAUCAGUGUACGUACAUCAACGCCACGCGGUAGCUCAUCCACGAUAUAAAAUAAUAAUGGUUUACUUUCAUUAAUUUCCAAGUAAAUGCCUUGUGUUAAACUUCUACUGUUUCCUGUUAUUCCUUGCAUUGUCACGGAGGUCUCGACAGUAUUUUAUUUUGGGAGUUUCUUUAAACUUUUCCUUCUUGCUAAGGAAAUCUGCAUGCCUGUAUCUAUUAAGCCAGUUCCCGCCUCUACUGUGAACUUGGGGCAAGUUACAUAGAGCUCAAAUGGGUUAUGCCAUCUCUGGGCGUCCCGUCCGAAGAUUGCAUAAAUGAUAUACCUCGCAUCGCAGAGUUACUGUAUAUACAUUUUUUCCUCCGCUUGUUCUCUGCGACAAACAAAGUGUCCUUCCAGGUCUUCAUCAGCCUUUUGAAUAGGGGUGUUUCCACUCUCAUGUGAUGGAUUUCGAAUGCAGCCUCUUUCAUUGCAUGUGAAACCCUACUGCCGGAUCCACCUCAUGUCCAGUUUCCCUGAUAACACUGUGCUAUCAUAUCCCUUUUUUUUUUUUUGCCACGCAUUGGACAUUGUGAUGCAUUAUUACAGUUUCUUGCUAUAUGCCCUGGCUUCAAGCGCAGAAGUGGCCGUAACUUCUUGCUAUAUAGAAGGUUCCUGACUCCCACUAGGAUGACUUCUUCCUAUCCUCUCUUGUGUUACAGGAAGGUUUAUAGGAUACCAUUGAGGGUUCUGUUGGUGAUUUCUAUAUCUCUGAGACUUUAAUUCACUUUCCUCUUGGAUCGCUGUUUCAAUAAUCUGAGCUAAGGAAUUGUGGGAUUGUCUAUGUUCUAAAU
Molecule: messenger RNA, 7168 nt
Organism: Cryptotermes secundus
Lineage: Eukaryota; Metazoa; Arthropoda; Insecta; Blattodea; Kalotermitidae
Exons: 13
Coding region: 333-4379 (1348 amino acids)
Source: RefSeq, a predicted model, not a curated record